UCCCACGCUUCUUUUAUUUUGGAUUUAGAACUUCAUUUUCUGUUGGAAAGCUACAAGCCAAGGAUUGCCCUGGAGUUUAGGAUGUUUUGCCCAAUAUCAGGGUGUCAUGCUGCCAUGUUACUUGGCCACUGCCUGACAAGUGUGUCAUUGCUGGGGACAUAUCACUGCGCUUGUUCCAAUUGCACAACGCUGGGCUGUUCAUUGAAAUGCCGUUGGUUGUGUAGCGCUGCAUGGCAGGUGUCAGCGCAAUGUGUAUUCCUACGCCAACCUGCAGUUGUUAUUCAGCUACAGAGCCCAGUAUCCCUGGGCAAUGGAUGUUGGCAGCAGCUGAAGGGCAGCAGGUUGGACGUCCUGUAUUAUGCAGUAAUACUCAGAUAGUCAGUAUAGGUCAAGUACCAUUUAUAUAACACUAGCAUCCUGCUGUCAGAGGAUUCUGGGAAUUGUAGUUCAGCAGUAGGUGGCUUUUUUAAUGUUUCUUAGUGUUGGAGUUGCAGCUUGAAUUUUUUUCCUAGGUGCCUUGAGCACUAAUGUAAAGUAGGCGAUUGAAUUGCUCAAGAUUGCUUUUCAGGUCGCUAUGAGUGCUAGGCAUUUUUGUAUCUCUCUAUCCCUAAUGAUGGCUGUCCGGCUAGUGCCCAGCUUGCUGAUGUGCAGUUUAUCCCAUGUGUGUGACUGUAUCCAUGAGAUCAGUUCCUUACUGCUUUCACACACGUGGACUCACCAGAUCUCAUCAGACUGGUUUUCCUUUCACUUGGGAUAUCUGGAGGGUGAGGGGGGGAGUUUUCUUUAAUCUUAAAAUAAAAUGAUCAUCCCAUACCCUCUCUCCCUUACAGUUUCAAUCCGCUUUCAGAGUAUUCAAUGCAGCCAGAGACAGGUUUGUUUAGGGAUGCCAGUCAUGCAACAACUGAUCAACAAACUACUUUUUCUGUACUGUAUCAGUGGAAGAGCAUGGCAGAGAAAAGGGAGUGUGAGCAUGCACAGCCAUCUGUGGAAUCUGAAUAAACAGCAUGUGAAAUUCAAAUAUCAAAGCUUCAGUCAACUCCGCCAGUACAGCUCAGAAGAUGAAGACGAUGACAUAGAAAUGUACGAACAUGAUUAUGAUGGCCUGUUAUCCAAAGGAAAACGGCAUCUAGGAAAGACCCGCUGGACUCGUGAGGAGGAUGAGAAACUCAAGAAGUUAGUGGAACAAAAUGGCACUGAAGACUGGAAAGUGAUAGCCAGCUUCCUGCCGAACCGAACUGAUGUCCAAUGUCAGCAUAGAUGGCAGAAAGUUUUAAACCCUGAACUUAUCAAAGGUCCAUGGACAAAAGAAGAGGACCAGCGGGUGAUUGAACUUGUGCAUAAAUAUGGCCCCAAAAGAUGGUCUGUGAUUGCCAAGCACUUAAAGGGUCGUAUAGGCAAACAAUGCAGAGAGAGGUGGCAUAAUCACCUGAACCCAGAAGUAAAGAAAACUUCUUGGACUGAGGAAGAGGAUAGAAUCAUAUUUGAAGCUCACAAACGUCUAGGGAAUAGAUGGGCAGAAAUUGCAAAGCUUCUUCCUGGAAGAACCGAUAAUGCAAUCAAGAACCACUGGAAUUCUACAAUGCGUCGCAAGGUUGAACAGGAAGGUUACCUUCAGGAAUCUUCAAAAAAUAACCAAACCUCCAUAGCCACAAACUUCCCAAAGAACAACCAUUUGAUGGCCUUCACCCACAUUCCUGCUUCUGCACAGCACUCUCAAGCUUCCACAAGCAGCUUUCCUUACUAUCACAUAGCUGAGCAUCAGAAUGCUUCAUACCCAGUAGCACUGCAUGUGAAUAUUGUGAAUGUCCCACAGCAAGCAACUACACCUAUACAGAGACACUAUAAUGAUGAAGAUCCAGAGAAAGAGAAACGAAUAAAGGAAUUGGAGCUGCUUCUUAUGUCAACAGAGAAUGAAAUAAACCAGAAGCAAGCAUUGCUGAAUCAUGCAGCAAGCUAUCCCACGUGGCACAAUACAACUAUUAGUGGCAACCCAAGACUACACGGGCAAAGCACACCCGAUUUGUGCCUAGGGGACCCACACCAUUCCACACCCUCACCACCAGUGGACCACAGCUGCCUGCCUGAGGAGAGUGCAUCCUCAGCCCGGUGCUUUGGUGUAAAUCUCUUAAUUCAGAUGAAGAACCUGCCCGAAUAUUCAGAAACACAGCUCAUAGAUUCUGCUCCUUCUUCAUGGGUUGAACACAACAGUUUUGAAAUCAAUGAACAAGAUGAUUCCUCACCCAGCAGCACUCCCUCAGGCCAAACCUCAGAAUCUGAGGAUGGAUCAGGCAGCCUCUGCAGCCCAAGGCUUGUCCCUGACAUAGAUUUAAGCGAAAGCAUGAUGUGUCAGGGCUCUCCCAGCUCCAUAAAUUCUGCAGAAGGCACCCUGUCACCGAAGAUCGUCUUGCACAAAAAGCGAGGGCGUCUGAGCUACUUAGUCAGCGAAGAGCGAGGUCUCUUCAGCCUGGCUGACAUCGGCAGUUCUACGCCUAAAUACUCCCCUAUCAAAAGUCUGUCCUUCUCUCCCUCCCAGUUCUUGAACACCUCAACGCAACACGAGAAUUUAGAAAUUGAGCAUGCAUCUCUGACAUCAACUCCAGUUUGUGCAUCUCAAAAAACUACAUUUACCACAUCCCUCCUCCGAGACCACACACCACGACUCCAGAAGGAAAAUCACCUCCUCAGAACCCCAGCCAUAAAAAGGUCCAUCUUGGACAGCACUCCAAGGACUCCUACCCCAUUUAAAAAUGCAUUAGCAGCUCAGGAAUUUAAACAUGGUCCUCUAAAACUAUUGCAUCACACACCCUUGCAUCUUGCCGAAGACAUACAGGAGGUUAUCAAGCAGGAGACUGAUGAAUCGGGCAUUGUACCUGAGCAUUGUCAUACAGAGGGACCUCUUCUAAAACGAAUCAAACAGGAGGUGGAAUCGCCCACUCACAAGUUUGGCAACUUUUACUUUUCAAGUUACUGGGAAGGAGAAAACCUAAAUGCUCAACUUUUCAGACAACAGUCUACCUUGGAUGAUACCUCAAAUAGCAUUCUUACCAGUUCUCUACUAAUGAAGCCUGUGUCUGAAAAAGAAGAUCAUAUCUUCAAAUCUUUUCCUGUACAAAGUAUUAAGUCCUUCACAAGCCCUCUGCAGCACCUCAGCGGAACCUGGGAUGUCAUGUCUUGCGGAAAGAUGGAAGAACAAAAGAUCCUUGCAGAACAAUACUGUAAAUACAUAAAAAACUUUUCCACACUAGUGAUAUGAGGAAGAAGCAGGAUCCGAACAAGCAUUAUCAAACCAUAAACACUUAACGGACACUUGGAAUUUUGUUUUACAAAUUCCUCUACAUGAAACUUUGGGAAAUUUGUUCAUGAUUGGGAGAAAUUUGUUGUGGUACAACAGUUGGGAGAAGCACCAAGUGCAUUUUUUUUUGUUUGUUUUGCUUUUUUUCCCCUAGUUGUCAACCCAGUUCUAGUUGGAUUUCAUCUGACUAUUGCUUUAUAAAAAUAUGGAUGUUAGGGGGAAAAAAAAGAAGACAAUCUUGCCUAUAAUUUAGGUGUUGCUUUUUGUAAUUUAUUUUUAUUUUUUUUCCACAAAAUUUGAAAAUAUUUUGGAGAACAAGCAAAUGCGAAUACACCAGUAUUGUUUUAUACUUGUAAAUGUUUGACUUUUUUUCAGAGCAGGCACUCUUCUGGGUUUUCCUUAGUCAACCUACAAAUUGCAUUGGCACAAAGAGAGUAGCAGCAGCAAGCAUUACUACAGUAUUUUUAUCCUGGGUAGAAUUAUUUAGGAAUCAGAAUUGUGAAUACUCAAAACAGAAGUACUGUUUUAUAUACUUGCAUAACCAUUACCCUUUGACGUGCGUGUGGAUAUUAUUAUUUUUUUUUUUAAACUUUGCUUGCUUUAAAUUUUAUUGACAGGCAAUACAGAUUUUUUUUUAUUAAAGGAAAUUCUAUUUUUAUUCAGUAAUUUAAUUUUUUUUAAUUAAAAUGCCAAAUGUUCAUUGAGUUUUUUUUGUACAUUGUUAACACCCCCCCCCCUCCCCUCCCCAUUACCCUCCCCUGCUGCUAUGACUGUAGCAUGUAGACAUGCUGGCAUUGACAAAGCACAAAAGGGAUUUGUACAAAUAAGAUCACUAUAGUGAUGUCUGCUUAAUAUGCACUAGCAUUUCAUACAUUUUCGUUUGUUUUUUUUUUUAUUUCAUUAUUCUUUUUUUUUUUUUUUUCUUUACGUUGCUUCUCUAAGAAGAGAAAAAACUAUGUGGGAGAUUGGCGCCUUGCACCUUUAGUAGUUUGGGAGAGACUGUGUUCAUGUUUUUUUUUUUUUUAUCCUUCUCUGUAAAUUUCCUCUGUGUCUGAUGUUCUGUACUGUACUGCCUUUUGUGUAAAACUUUUACAAACCCAAGAACACUGUUUUUUUAUAUAUAUUUGCUGCCUUGAAACAAUUCAGUGCAGCACCCCUGCACUUAUUUUGUACUGCCCUAUAAGAAAUAAAGUGUGUUUUUAUAUAAAA
Molecule: messenger RNA, 4501 nt
Organism: Xenopus laevis (African clawed frog)
Lineage: Eukaryota; Metazoa; Chordata; Amphibia; Anura; Pipidae
Gene: myb.L
Product: MYB proto-oncogene, transcription factor L homeolog
Exons: 16
Coding region: 800-3253 (817 amino acids)
Source: RefSeq, a predicted model, not a curated record